Paralichthys olivaceus (Japanese flounder) is the source of this 1103-nucleotide messenger RNA. RefSeq lists its product as uncharacterized. NCBI's taxonomy places the organism in Eukaryota, Metazoa, Chordata, Actinopteri, Pleuronectiformes, Paralichthyidae. The record is from RefSeq and is a predicted model, not a curated record.
UGGGAGCAUCAGUGAAGCUAUCAAAGAUAAAAACAGAAUGAGUGUUGACGAGAACUGUUCUCUGGUCAUAAAGAACGUCACGGCUGCAGACGACAGGCGCUACGACUGUCGACAGCUCAAAUCAGGACGAGACCACCUGGUUCAUCUGUCUGUUGUUCAAGUGACUGAAUCUAUCGUCAAUGAUGAGCUGGUGUUUUCCUGCUCCGUGUCGACAUAUGGGUACGGCCACAGGGUGAAGUGUCUGUACAAGGAUCCCAACGUUGUUGUCGACAGGAGGACAUCACAAUGCUCACUGAUAGUUUCCCCUUAUCUCAAGCGGAGACCAAACUAUCGGGAGUUAUUUACAUGUGAAGUGACCGACGGUUAUUUCAAGAUCGUGGAGCGGUUUACCCUCAGCUCUCAGCCCUCAGGUGAUGAAGUGACGACAGCAACGGUAACAAGAACAACUGAGACGGACACGACAGCAUCCGAUCAGACGCCGCAACGCUGGUGGUUGUACGUUGCUGUGGCUGCAGGUUUGGCAGCGUUUUUAAUAACUACUGUGGCAGUCAUCAGACUGAAGAGAAAUAAAGGGAACAAAACACAAAUGGAGGAAAAUUCUGGACAAAGACUAAACCCUGCGGAGACUCAGUCUGGUCCAGAAACCAGUUGGGACAAGGCUGAUCCUGGAGAUGAUGUUUGCUACACCUCCGUCAUCUACAUCAAGAAGAGCAACAGGGAAGACAGGGUACGAGUCAGAGACGACAGUGAUGCAAUGACCUACAGCACCGCGAAGUCUUAUUCUUCUGCUGGAGCCUCCAGCGACGUGUACGCCGCCGUCAACAAGCCAAAAGCAAACAGGGACCACAGCAGAGUCUUUACCCGUCCUCACCUUUCAACUUAAUCCACAACACAUAGAUCUCUCUGUAAAACCAGGAGAAUCCUCAACGUAUUAUCUGAAUGAGUCAUUUCCUGGAUGCAAUGCACUGUUGUGAAAAGCUUUUUGUCCAGAAGGUGGCGUUAAAGAGUAAAACAACUGUUUACAAAAGAUUUUAAAGGUGAAUUAAGAGGCCAACACUUAUUUUGUCUGUAAAGAUAAAGAGGAGUAAUGGUGUGUGUUGUGA